Messenger RNA from Papilio polytes (common Mormon), 399 nucleotides. RefSeq lists its product as uncharacterized. Lineage: Eukaryota; Metazoa; Arthropoda; Insecta; Lepidoptera; Papilionidae. The record is from RefSeq and is a predicted model, not a curated record. The coding region runs from base 34 to 387 and encodes 117 amino acids. The transcript is spliced from 4 exons.
UUUAAUUAUUAUUUGGACAUUUUAGAUACCGAGAUGCUGGAUAUGUCUACUAGCCAACCUUCAACAUCUGGCAAAAAAUCAGUAAAAAAUAAAGAAGCAACUUCCCUUAUCACUAAAAAAACAAAAAAAAAUCCACCUAAAAAGACAACAGGGUUAAAAUCUGCAAAUUCUGCCAGCAACACUAAAAGAGUCACAACUCAUUCAACCGAAAAUCCUUUGCCUUCCACUUCUCAAGUUAAUCCUAGUGUGAAUAGGUCAGAACUACAACCAACCGACCAAAAUAGCCCGAGUGUGCAAAGGAGAGCGGGAAUAUUUACUGGAACACAAAGUUAUGCACCCACCUUCUAUCCAACAGAAGAAGAGUUUGAUGUAAGAAUCUUUAAAUAGCUAGACAUAAUA